Molecule: messenger RNA, 7874 nt
Organism: Adineta ricciae
Lineage: Eukaryota; Metazoa; Rotifera; Eurotatoria; Adinetida; Adinetidae
Source: the annotation of a GenBank genome assembly
GUUAUCGUACACAAUAUGAUGUUCCUACGAAACAAGUCGUUCUUCAAAUUGACGAGGUCCGACCAGAAGAUGCUGGUCAGUAUGCGGUAGUUGCAGCCAACCCAAUCGGUCAAGAAACAACCGUAGGCUCGUUGACAGUUGUACCAGAACGGACAGGUGAAGAGAAGCGUCCAUUAGGACAACCACAAGGCAAAACGCCACGACCUGUGGAAGUAGCACCUGGUGUUGAUUUUCAACCAACGGAUACAACACCGGCUGCUCUGAAGGAGAAUCGUGGUCCGCGCGUCAUGGUGCCAUUGAAGGAUGGUGAUACUAAGGAAACUAUGCCUUUAGUGUUAACGGCAACAAUUGAUGCAGGCUCGCCAAUGUCGACGCUGACCUGGUUCAAAAAUGGUCAACCACUAGUUGCUGGUGAUCGAUUCAUCACGAAGUAUGAUGUCGUGCCAAAGAUUCUUACGCUGGAAAUACUCAAUGCACGACCUGAAGAUCAGGGAACAUACACAGUGCAAGCAAAGAAUCCUCUUGGUGCUGAUGAAACAAGCGCAAAAGUCACAGUUCGACCACUGACGAACACCGAUGCUCAAGAAUUCGCCCAGCCAAAACCGCUUCAAGUCACUGCACCGCAACCCACUCAACAGGACCUGAAACAACCACAGGCACCAAAAGUUGUGAAACCGUUGGAGAACAUCGAAGCACCUAAAGGGUCACCGGUUUUAUUCCGUGCCACCAUCACUGGCAAACCUACACCUACAUUCACAUGGUUUAAAGAUAACAAGCCACUGCAGGCGUCACCUCGUUAUCGUACACAGUACGAUGUUCCUACAAAUCAAGUUCUAUUACAGAUCGAUGAAGUUCGACCUGAGGAUGUGGGCAAAUAUGCUGUUGUCGCAGCCAAUCCAGUAGGUCAAGAGACGUCUGCGGCUUCACUCACCAUAGCCCCUGAGAGCACUGGUGAAGAGAAGCCUCUUUCUAGUCAACCACCGAGCAAAACACCACGACCAGUAGAAAUGACACCAGGCGUUGAUUUUGAACCAAUGGAUACAACACCACUGCAACCGGAAGAAACACACGCACCACGAGUUAUCGUGCCGUUGAAAGACCGCGAAACAAAAGAGACUAUGCCUGCUAUUCUCUCCACCACUAUCGAUCUUGGAUCACCAAAUGCGAAGUUCACCUGGUUCAAGAAUGGUCAACCACUUGUCGCCGGUGAUCGAUUUAUCACUAAAUACGACGUUGUACCGAAGAUACUCACUUUGGAAAUCCUCGAUGUACAUCCUGAGGACCAAGGAACAUAUACCGUUCGUGCUACAAAUCCAGUUGGAACCGAUGAGACUACGGCCAAAUUAAUCGUAAAGCAAUUGACAAACACUGAUGUUCAAGCAUUCACACAGCCGAAACCGCUUGAAGUAACUGCACCGCAGCCAACUCGGGAAGACAUGCAACAACCGCAGCCACCGAAAGUAGUCAAACCGUUGGAGAACGUCCAGGCACCGAAAGGAUCGCCGAUCCUUCUCCGUGCCACUAUUGUCGGAAAACCCACACCUACAUUCACAUGGUUCAAAGAUAACAAACCAUUGCAAGUAUCGCCUCGUUACCGAACACAAUACGAUAUUCCUACAAAACAAGUUGUUCUUCAAAUCGAUGAGGUUCGACCAGAAGAUGCUGGUCAGUACACAGUAGUUGCUGCCAAUCCAGCUGGUCGAGAUACAACCACCAGUUCUCUUACUGUUAUACCAGAGCGCAAUGGCGAAGACAAGCGUCCUUCUGGGCAACCACAAAGCAAAUCGCCCCGACCCGUAGAAAUGGCGCCCGGUGUCGACUAUCAACCGACCAAUGUGUCACCAUUAGCACCAGAAGACAAUCGUGCUCCGCGAGUAUUAGUACCAUUAGAGAAUAAGGAAACGAAGGAAAGUAUGCCUGUUAUUUUCUCAACCACGAUCGAUACUGGCUCACCUACAGCAACAUUUACAUGGUUUAAAAAUGGCCAACCGCUCGUCGCUGGUGAUCGAUUCAUCACAAAAUAUGAUGUCAUACCUAAGCGUCUCACGCUGGAAAUACUCAAUGCACGACCAGAAGACCAAGGAACUUACACAGUACAAGCAACGAAUCCAUUUGGUACUGAUGAAACCACGGCCAAAUUAGCCGUGAAACCAUUAACAAAUACUGAUGCGCAAGAAUUUGGUCAACCUAAACCUUUGGAAGUGACUGCACCGAAAGCAUCUCAACAAGACAUGCAACAGCCGAAACCGCCGAAAGUCAUUGUGCCAUUGGAAGAUGCUGAAGUUAGCAAAGGUUCACCAGUGCUACUUCGCACGACCAUCACUGGAAAACCGACACCGAAAUUCACGUGGUUCAAAGAAAACAAGCCUUUGCAAGCUUCGCCCCGUUACAGAACACAGUACGAUGCUCCUACAAAUCAAGUGGUUCUGCAAAUAGACGAAGCUCGGCCUGAAGACGUUGGACAAUAUCGUGUCGUCGCAACUAACCCAGUAGGCGAAGAUUCCACAGGCGGCAAACUGACAUUGAUACCAGAGAAAGUUGGCGAAGACACAUCACAUACUGUACCGAUGGAUAAGAAACGUGGACUCGGAAAACCGCAAGGAAAGACACCUCGACCUGUGGAAAUGGUGCCCGGUUUGGACUUCCAGCCGAGCACAUCGUCACCAGCAGGUCCAGAAGAGAAUCGACCACCACGCGUACUAAUUCCCUUGACUGAAGGCGAUGUCAAGGAAACAAUGCCUGCUUUACUAACAGCCACCAUAGAUGCAGGUUCACCACUCGCAACGUUCACAUGGUUCAAAAAUGGACAACCACUCGUUGCUGGUGAUCGUUUUAUCACCAAGUAUGAUGUCGUACCAAAGACGGUCACUCUGGAAAUUCUCGAUGCACGACCUGAGGAUCAGGGAACGUACACACUACGUGCUGCAAACCCAAUUGGCACUGAUGAAACCACAACCAAAUUAACCGUGAAACCAUCGACAAAUACCGAUGCACAGCAAUUCGCUCAACCUAAGCCAUUGCAAGUGACAGCACCGCAACCAACUCAACAAGAUCUGCAACAGCCGCAACCACCGAAAGUCAUUACACCCAUAGAAGAUGCAGAAGUAGUUCAAGGAUCACCAGCCCUACUACGUGCCACCGUCACUGGAAAACCGACACCAACAUUCACUUGGUUCAAAGACGGUAAACCACUACAGGCAUCACCUCGACUUAGAACGCGGUAUGACGCACCGACCAAUCAAGUCCUUCUUCAGAUCAACGAUGUUCAACCGGAAGACGUCGGCCAGUACCUAGUGGUUGCUACGAAUCCGGCAGGCGAAGACUCCACGGGUGGGAAAGUGAACUUAAUACCCGAAAAGAGUGGCGAAGACACUUCAGACACGGUUCCUACUGGACUAGGACAGCCACAAGGCAAAACACCACGACCAUUGAAAGUGGUGCCAGGUCUAGACUUCAAACCGGAGAGCGCCAUACCUGACGAAAAUCGACCGCCACGCGUGAUUAUACCACUCAAGGAUGGUGAUGUUAAACAGACUAUGCCAGCUUUACUCACAACCACAAUUGAUGCUGGUUCACCCACAGCAACGUUCACAUGGUUCAAGAAUGGUCAACCUCUGGUUGCUGGUGAUCGUUUUAUCACCAAGUAUGAUGUUGUACCAAAGACACUGACAUUGGAAAUACUCAACGUGCAACCGGAGGACCAGGGCGCCUACACGGUUCGAGCAACAAAUCCCGUGGGUAGUGAUGAAACGACAGCGAAGCUAACAGUUAAACCACUGACGAAUGCUGACGCUCAAGAUUUCGCACAACCAAAACCGCUAGAAGUAAGUGCACCGAAACCAACUCAACAAGAGAUGCAACAGCCACAACCGCCGAAAGUUAUCGUGCCGUUGAAGGACGCUGACGUACGAAAGGGAUCACCAGCUCUUCUUCGUGCUACUAUCACUGGAAAACCGACACCAACAUUCACUUGGUUCAAGGACGGUAAACCACUUCAGGCAUCACCUCGACUUAGAACGCGGUAUGACGCACCGACCAAUCAAGUGCUUCUUCAGAUCAACGAUGUUCAACCGGAAGACGUCGGUCAGUAUCUUGUGCUUGCCACAAAUCCGGCUGGCCAGGAUUCGACUGCUGGUAAAGUGAACUUGAUACCAGAUAAGGGAGGGGACGAGACUUCUGGUGUUGUGCCGACGGAGAAGAAUCGUGGAUUAGGGAAACCACAGGGUAAAACACCACGACCAUUGAAAGUAGUACCUGGUCUGGAUUUUCAACCAACAAGUCCCGCGCCAGAACAGAACAGGCCACCGCGCGUUAUUGUACCUCUAAAAGAUGGUGAGAUCAAAGAAACUAUGCCCGUGGUACUGAGUGCUAUGAUCGACGGUGGUUCACCCAUGGCUAAAUUUACUUGGUUCAAGAACGAUCAGCCAUUGGUUGGAGACCAUCGGUUUAUCACCCGAUACGAUGUGAAGCCAAAGAUCGUUACGCUAGAAAUCCUUAACGCACGACCCGAAGAUCAAGGAACGUAUACCGUUCGUGCUACAAAUCCAAUUGGAAGCGAUGAAACAACGGCUAAACUAGCCGUUAAACCGUUAACAAAUGCUGAUACGCAAGGAUUCUCUCAACCAAAACCAUUGCAGGUACCCGCACCACAACCAACUGAGCAAGAGAUGCAACAACCGCAACCGCCGAAAGUCAUCGUACCAUUGAAAGAUUUAACUGUACGAAAAGGCUCUCCAGUAUUAUUGCGAGCUACUAUCGUUGGUAAACCUACCCCAACCUUUGCCUGGUUCAAAGAUGGCCAACCAUUACAAGCGUCGCCUCGUUUCCGAGUACGCUACGAUGCCCCAACAAAACAAGCUCUUCUUCAAAUCGAUGAAGUACGGCCUGAAGAUGUUGGACAGUAUCUGGUACUUGCGACAAAUCCGGCCGGACAAGAUUCCACAGGUGGCUCUGUCAGCUUGAUACCGGAGAAGGGAGGCGACGAGACUUCCGGUGUUGUACCAGCGGAGAAGAAUCGUGGACUAGGAAAACCACAAGGCAAGAUACCGCGACCGUUGAAGAUCGUGCCUGGUGUUGAUUUUCCACCAGAGAUAGCUCCAGAUCAAGCACGUAAAUUGAAACCUGUAACACCUGCAACGAAAGCUGAGAAGGCCAUACCACUAGAACAAAUGAGACCGCCACGUGUCAUUGUGCCAUUGAAAGAUAGCGAGUUUGAAGAAUUGAUGCCAGUACUGCUCACAGCAACGAUCGAUGCUGGCUUGCCAAUUGCAUCGUUUGUUUGGCUGAAGAAUGGACAACCACUUCUGGAAGGUAACAGAUAUACUACGAAAUACGAUCUACCGAACCGAACUAUAACCUUACAAAUCCUUGCGUCGCGUCCUGACGAUCAAGGUGUUUACACUGUUCGUGCAACUAAUCCAGUUGGUAGCGACGAAACAUCGUGCAAGUUAACCGUUCGACCUGUCGCAUCAAUCGAUACACGACCAUUCAUCGAUGCUGAUCGUUUUCGUCCAUUGGAAAAUCGACCAUAUUCAGGUCCACAUACUAGUGACGAAAAACAACCACUUCGUCCUCCUAAAGUACUCAUACCAAUGAAUAACCUUCAACUGAAGGAAUAUGAACCUAUUGUACUGAAAAGUAUCAUCGACGCUGGUUAUCCUAUGGGUAAAUUUACAUGGCUCAAGGAUGGACAACCAUUACCGGCUUCAAAUCGAUAUCGUACAAAUUAUGACAUCAAUACACGUACUGCAUCGUUAUUUAUCGAUGCUGCACGUCCAGCAACGGACACAGGCCCAUAUACGGUUCAUGUGGAAAAUCCUGUCGGUAAAGAUGAAACAACUGGUGUAGUCAAUGUUGAACCAACGCCAGCGAUCGAUGAUCGACCAUUCGUUCCACCCAGCAGAUUUGGCAAACUUGAGCCACCUGCACGCACAGCCGGCAUGGGUCCUCGCGGUCCCAUUCUUCAACCAGAUGAAACAGGCAGAGAUCGUGAAAAUAUGCCACCAUGGAUUCGUUUAGUCAAAGGUCUAGAAGAUCAAGUCAUUGAUGAAUCUAAAGCAGCACAUCUUGUGUGUAUGGUUGAUGCACAUCCAGCCGCCACCAUCAACUGGUUUAAAGAUGAUCAUCCCCUCGUUGUAUCGCAACGCUUCAUGCCUGAAUAUGACAGCAAAACUGGUGUUGUUCGUCUUUCGAUCUAUCCUGUCUAUGCAGCUGACUCAGGACCAUACACAAUGGUUGCUCGUAAUAUAGCUGGAGAAGUAACAACAAAAUGUACAUUACGAAUUGAACCCACUGUUGGUGUGGAAGAAAAUCCGCUGGUGAAAUUUGCUGGUCUUCGCAAGACACCACAGCAACCAUCGACAGCUGGUUCUGAGCCUUCGCACAAGCCAGUUCUACCUGACGAAGGACAAAAACCAUACUUCAUUAAAGUUCCAGUCGAUCGAGAAGUGCCAGAAGGACAAUUAGUUCGUCUUGAUUACAUACCAGCAGGACGUCCUGAGCCAAGCUUAACAUGGUUUCGUAAUGGUUUACCAUUACAACCCAACGAUGCUGAUCAUCAUGAUGUAGUCAAUGAAGGUGGUGUUCAUUCAUUGCUUGUACACAAUCCGAAAUUAGGACCAACUGUUGAAUAUACCUGUGUGGCGAAGAACAAAUAUGGCGAAGCACCAUUUACUGUUCAUCUUAGUGUCGUUCCACGCAAUGCCAAUAUUGCUCCUUACUUUAUCGAACAACUUUACAAUAUCAUUAUCAUCGAAGGUCAAGAUGCACAACUGGAUGCUUCUGCAGAAGGUUUUCCUGAACCAAAAGUUGCCUGGGAGAAAGAGGGUAAACCUCUUACUCCGAACAAAGAAUACAAAGUUGAAUUCGAAGGAGCGAAAACAACAUUAUACAUACGAAAUGCUAAGAUGAUUGAUGCUGGCUGGUAUCAAUGUACGGCAACUAGUCCUGCAGGAACCGCAGUUACCAAAUGUAAAGUUACAGUUAUUCCAUUAUCUGAAGCUAGUCAAUAUGCAAAAGAACUACCACAAUUCGGACCUCAAACGUUAUCUAAACUACCAACUUUACCGCAAGAAGACAUUCGAUCGAAAUACAUGACUGUUCCAGCCAAACCAGCGGAGAUCAAACCGGAAGAAUUAUACAAGUUACCAAAACGACCUAAGAAAGCCGAUAAUCCUCUCGAAGAAGCGAAACGACGCGGUGUUAAAGUUUUACCUGAUGAAGUUUUGAAUACUCUUCAAAAGAGUCUAGAAGAAUAUCCCGAAGAAGAAAUGUAUAGCAAAGAUCGUCCACAACCACCAAAGUUCAAAGUUCAUCUCAAAUCUCAUCUGAAUCUCAACGAAGACGAUGUAUGCAUAUUCGAAGCCAAACUCAUACCUGUUCGAGAUCCGAUGAUGCGAGUACAAUGGUUUAAAAAUGGAAAACUACUUCAUCAUGCAUCAAGAAUUAUUCCUCGAUAUGACUUUGCUGAUGUUUCACUUGAAUUUCUGUGGACGUUUGCUGAAGAUGAUGGUAUUUACGAGUGUGUCGCUACUAAUCCUUAUGGAGAAGAUCGCACACGUGCUGAAUUGAAAUGUCGUCCGAAACGAUCAAUUAUCUACAAUACGCAAUUGCCCGAAGGCAUGGAAGGUGUAUCCAAAUUACAGAUGUUGGAAGAUGAAAUGAGAUAUACAGCAAGUAUGAUUGGUUUGGAAGAAAAAGUUCAAGAAAAAGAACCGAAAGCGCCAGAAUUUAUCAUGCCAUUAGAAAAUAUAUCGGUGGAUGAAGGUGAUAAUGCUAAGUUCAUUGCUAAAGUUGAUGGUCAUCCACGUCCACGAUUGACAUGGUCAAUCAACGGCGCUGAUAUUGCNAGAAAAGGAACUAAUCUAUUAUAUUAG